Molecule: messenger RNA, 2090 nt
Organism: Bemisia tabaci
Lineage: Eukaryota; Metazoa; Arthropoda; Insecta; Hemiptera; Aleyrodidae
Source: RefSeq, a predicted model, not a curated record
UUGCAGGUCAUGGGCUUUGGUUUGUUUUUGAUGGACAAUGAGCUCUGCAAUAUCAACAAACUUGAUCAAAAGAAAAACCUAAAUCUCAGUAAAAUCGACAGAAUUUUCAAGGAUCUAGAGGUUUUCCCUCUCUUUGGUGACGUGCAAAUAGCGCCAUUCAACUAUAUGAAGCGCUCGAAGCAUUUCGACCCUGGAAAAUGGGCCUUUAUCGAGCUCUACUAUGAUCAGUCCCCAAGCUGAUUUGAUGGUGCACUUGCUGCAAAUUCAAAAAGACAUGUCAAGUACAUCGGUGAGCUUGCUAUCUACAGUAAUGAGGUACCUCCUCUCCCGCUCACAAAUCCCCUCUCCAUUUUUAUUGUUAUUUUAAUUUUUUAUACCUCUGCUUUAGAAAUAACAAGUGUGAAUGAACAGUAUCCAACAAAUAAAGCGAGAAAUGUUCUAAUAAAUUUUUAACAUGGAGCAUUCUCAUAAGAAAUUGAAUUUAAAUUGAAAUCUAGUGUAUCGAGCAUGUGAUCUGUUUUCGGGGUCAUUCCAUAUAGAACCUACCAGCCAUGCAACCGCCCGACUCGGAUUUUGAUGAUAAAUUUUUUCUUGAUCAGACCACCAAAUAAUGAACUUCUGCAAAAUAUUAGGUCUCAAAUCGGAAAACUCACUGAGAUAUGAAUUUUUGAAGUUUUAAGAAUUUUCAAGAAAGAGACGUUUCAAACUUCCGAGAAAGAGAGGGUCAUUUUUCCGAAAAAAAUUCACCCCGGGCCUAUUUUUCGUCGGAUUGAAGUGAAAAUUUGACACAAUGUCAAUAAAAGUAUGUAGACUUGAGAAAAAAAAUGCCUAAAAUGUUUGACUUUACUCAUUGAUGUGCUGCGGUUGAUUGUUUGUUGUGAUUUUGUCUGAUUUUAGCGGCAAAACCCUCCCCCCUUCAAAGGCCCAUAACUUUUGAGCUGCAAGUUAUUUUUUGCUCCAAUUUUUUUUAAAAUGCUCCUAAGAGUAUGAGAAAGACGCCUAAAGAACAAUUCUGAUGGUGUUUUGGGCUUUAGUAUCUUUUUUUUCACUUUUGUCCAAAAAAAGCCUGAAAAACUGAAAAUAACACCAAAAUUAUUCCGAUAAUCGUCCAUUACCCUGAAUAGUCAACUCAAAAAUCGCUCAAUUUUUGCCUGAAUGGUCCUUACUGUGUGUACAAUAUGUUUGAAAAAUAAAAUCAAUGGUAUUUUGGGUUUCAAUAUCUUUAACUUUGAGUUUUUUUUCGAAAGAAGGCAAGCAAAACUGAAAAACACUGAAAUUACACCAAUUAUCGGCCCUAACUUUGGAGUAGCAACUCAAAAAUUGCUCUCAUUUUUACUGAAUGGUUCUCACUGCAUGUGAAAUGCGUCUGAGGAAUAAAAGUGAUGGUAUGUUGGGUUUCCAUAACCCCUCUCCCAACAUUUUUACUCAAAAGAGGCUCCCUUAACUGAAAAAAGCGCUAGGAAAAUCUCAUUAACCGACCAUUACAUUGAAAAAGCAAUUGAUUGGGGGCCCAGAUUUUUCACCAAAGGCCUCUUGUGCGGGAAGCACACUAACUUGAGGAGUGAAUAUAGUGUAUUCUUGGUUGUAGUAGUUUUCCCCUUCACUCCAAUCUUUACGAUCGCCUUUAAAGUAAGGAGAUAAAACUGCAGGUAUCCCUUAACUGAUGGGGAUCCCUAUUCCCUAUUCGCAUUUAAAUGUGAUUUACAGACUCCUGGAUGGCAUCAUUAUGAGGUUAAUAACUUUCAAAUGUAUUCUGAAAUUAAAAAUCUGAGGACAAGAUAAAAAGGGCUAAUAGGAAUUAUCAGGACAUGAAAUUGUUAAAAAUUGAGGAAGGUUAUUCAUGCUGACUAGAGUUGAAGUAUUGUAAUUAUUAGUUUUGAAAAAUUGAGUUUUCUCUUUAUUUCCUCAACAUCUCAAGCAAGGGUUUCACUCUUAAAGGGAGGGGGAAAAUAUGUACAAAAAUUAUGUAUUCAGAUAUUUUACGAUAAAAAAAUAGAAUGUUAUCAAUGAAGUAACUGUAAGGCUUGCCCUUGAUUCACUCAAUUCAGAACUUAGUUCCCUUUUCAACUUGAAGCAUUAAAUUUACUUCA